AGAACGCUAAACAAAUCUGCUGGUUCAGUGGCGCAAGAGACACCGUGUACAAUGGCCGUGUCGGUGAUAGCCGUGGUGGCACUGGCUGCCACCGUGCUUGGCGCGACCAUAGUGCCGUCAAGAAAUGAUCCCUUGGAGUUUUCGACAUGUGGCCGAGUGUGGGUGACUGUGCACUCCCCGGAGAUCAAACAGACGAGACAGCCCGACCUGAUUGACGCUUUGGAAGUCAACUGGGACUUCAGCAGCUGCUCGUCAAUACCAAAAAAUAUAGCUAUCUUCAAGAGUAGGCCAUUAGCCUGGAAAGAUGCGGAAUGGUUCCACUCCAUCAACACACCCCAGGGCUACAUCCUGACUGAUGUGACCCUGGGCGAAGGCGCUCUGCCCGGUGGCUGGCUCACGGGCCCUGGGCUCAAGGGGCCCCAUUGUCUGUGGCCCUGGGUGGCUGCUGGGGACGAUGAGAUACAGGCCUACAACUGCUUGAAGAUACAGCCAACUUGGAUGGAGGAUCAUACGGACAAGAUCGGCCACCUGCGUAUAGGCGAGCUGGCCAUCGCCGGGACCCACAACGCAGGCGCCUGGAGAUUCAACACAGAGAUCAGCAACCUGGCCCGGGACAGCUUUGUUCUAUGCCAGGACCGCUCCGUUUGGGCACAGCUCGUCCACGGCAUCAGAUACCUGGACUUCAGAAUCGCUUACUACGAGUUCUACCAGAAUGUGGACGAUAGAUACUGGCUGAACCAUAACUUAGUACGAGUCCGUCCGUUAGUACCGCUACUUAGAGAAAUAAGGAUUUUCUUAGACACAACUAAAGAGAUAGUUUUCCUGGAUGCCCACCAUUUCCCAAUGGGUUUCUAUGACCAGACAGGGGCUCCUUUGCAGCACGUGCACGCUGGGUUACUUGAGAUAAUCCAAAGAGAACUUGGGCCCCAUUUGGCAUUUGCUAAUGAUUUUGCCACAGGAGUUGGCACUAAAGGACCCACAGUCCAGACUUUACUUGACGCUGAUAAACGACUAGUCUUCAGCUACGUAGAUAAUAGUGUAGUAAAUCAAAACAAUUGGUUGUGGCCAGUUCUACCUCACCUGUGGGCGAAUACAAACAAUCCCACGCAACUGUUCGAGUACUUAGACCAAGCCAUCGCGAAUUCCCCGCAGCCCAACGCGCGGUCACCUUUACACUCCGCCAUGGCGCAGACGACUCCCACCAUAUUAGACAUAGUAUUCCUCCGAGGGUCUCUCAGACAAAACGCCGAUGCUGUCAACCGCAACGUCACGGCCCGUUUAGCGACCAAAUGGCGACAACAGGCCAACAUCGUGUCCACAGAUUUCUUUCUGGGCGACGACGUCAUAGACCUGUCCAUUGCUAUCAAUGUAGAAAGAGGUAGCCGAUUAUGACGUACCAAAUCGAGAUCAAGAAGCGGUGGUUUGAACGUCAAACAACGCAGUCGCUUCGCCGCCGCUAUCCGCCGCUCACCCUGGCUGCCCUUCCGCAGCGGAUUGAGGUCCUCGCGGGGUCCCUAUUUUCCACGUCUAUUUAUCUAAUCACAGAUUUCUUCCACGAUACGUCACUGCCAAGGGAUAACGUGAUGUGUAUAUAGUGAGAUAGAUUUAAGAAUUGUUAUUGUAUUAUAGACUCAAACUAGUCCAUCCCUGAGACAAUGUCUUUUGUAAAUAAUAUUUAUACUUGCGUAAUAUACAUAACUAUUUAUUGAAUAA
Molecule: messenger RNA, 1713 nt
Organism: Amyelois transitella
Lineage: Eukaryota; Metazoa; Arthropoda; Insecta; Lepidoptera; Pyralidae
Exons: 7
Coding region: 52-1392 (446 amino acids)
Biological process (GO): lipid metabolic process
Molecular function (GO): phosphoric diester hydrolase activity
Source: RefSeq, a predicted model, not a curated record